Arachis duranensis is the source of this 408-nucleotide messenger RNA. RefSeq lists its product as uncharacterized. The transcript has a single exon. The record is from RefSeq and is a predicted model, not a curated record. NCBI's taxonomy places the organism in Eukaryota, Viridiplantae, Streptophyta, Magnoliopsida, Fabales, Fabaceae. Bases 1 to 408 code for a protein of 135 amino acids.
AUGCUUGAAGCUCAAAGCCGUCAGAAGAGCUAUGUUGACCGAAUACGGAAGCCUUUAGAAUUUGAGGAAGGAGAACACGUCUUCCUGAAGGUUACUCCGACCACUGGAAUAGGGAGGUCCAUCAAAACCAAAAAGUUAAAUCCUCGUUACAUUGGGCCAUUUGAAAUCCUGAAGAGGAUUCGACCAGUGGUGUAUAGGAUCAUAUUACCACCACAUCUUUCGAACCUGCAUGACGUGUUCCACGUAUCGCAACUUCACAAAUACACUUUUGAUCCUAGUCAUGUCCUAGAACCGGAAUCAGUCCAAGUGAGAGAAGAUCUGACGCUUUCAGUAACUCCGAUUAGGAUUGAUGAUGCCAGCACCAAGCGUCUACGCAGAAAGGAAGUUUCUUUGGUGAAAGUAGCUUGA